Molecule: messenger RNA, 6610 nt
Organism: Ictalurus punctatus (channel catfish)
Lineage: Eukaryota; Metazoa; Chordata; Actinopteri; Siluriformes; Ictaluridae
Product: collagen alpha-2(I) chain
Exons: 68
Coding region: 227-5680 (1817 amino acids)
Molecular function (GO): extracellular matrix structural constituent
Source: RefSeq, a predicted model, not a curated record
GCACAGAUGGCACACACACACAUGCACACAUGCACACACACACACAUGCACACACACAUGUACAUAUACACUGUAACUUUAGUUUUUUUCCCCCUCAGUGGAUAUUGUUUGAAUGGAAAUUCUGAUCAGUAAGCAGAUUAAUUGAAAGCAGUUUAUUACUAUUAUUAUUUUGUUAUUUGGUGUACUGUAACGCCAGAAUCAGGUGGGAUUGCUGUCUCUUAUAAAGAUGUGUUUAAGAGGAUUUCUGGCUCUUGCCAUCCUCACCAUGGGCAUUAACGCAUUACAUGCAGAUUGGACAGAAAUGGGAUCUGGGAUUCAGGAGUCAGAGGAAGUGGAACAGCGUUUGAAUCCUUUCACCCGAAAGGUGGACUUACUGAAGCUCCUGUCCAGUCUCGUGCCACAAAGUAACAACGUGUCUCUGUUCGAGGAUAAUGAGAGAUGCUCAGUGCUGAACAUUGGACUGUACUCAACCCUGACUCUACCAACGAGACACGCUUUUGGCCCGAGCUUUGCAGACGAGUUCAGUGUACUCCUUCAGCUGCGCAGCUCUCAGAAUGUGGACCGCAGCGUCCUCACCAUUCUGGACUUUCACAAUCAGGUGACACUUCAGAUUCGCCUCAGUCCCUCAGGUUUCACCUUCAUCACUGCCCAUCAGCAAGGUUACGAGUUUUUAGUGUCAGGCCUGUCUGAUUCGCAGUGGCACUGGGUCUCAGUGGGAGUCUCGUUGGAGUAUCUGGCUGUCUAUGUGAACUGUGUGCUGGUGGAGAAAGUCAGAUGGACCUUCCCAUACUUGGGCAUCCCUACAGAUGGUCUGCUGAUGCUCGGAGGCAUCCUGCAGGGCUUUGAGACGCCUUUUGAGGGGGAUAUCCGGCAGAUGAUGUUCAUCAUGGGCGACGGCAGAGCUGCUAAAAAUCAGUGCAGUCUCCAUCAGCCGGUGUGUGGAGCCUCAGUGGACUCCUGGUCCUCCAAAACAUCUCACAACAAACAGACUCUAUCAUUGUCCUCAAGCAGCCUGAUAGAAGACCCAAUAACCUCUGCAGAGUCCUUCAGUGGCAGAAUAGAUCCUUUGAUAACGACCACAAUUCAUAAUCCCAGGCCACAAACAGAGGAAGUAGACAUGCUGGAUCCUCUCAAUUUCAUUCCCCUUGAUGAGCUGAACCCUCCAUCCCAGAGGGGCAACAUCGAGGGAACUGAUGGUUUCCGAGUGCUGGAGGAAUCUACGAGGCACAAAUCCCCUCACAUCACAUCAUACACCAGGAUUAAGGGCAAUAUUGAGAACCAGGCCCAGUCCACCACUGCUAAAUCGAGAGUGAAGGAUUUGCUCUCGCAAAAACGACAAACAGUUCGGGUGGAUGUAAUUCCUUCAAAACCCUCAGAGGACAUCAUCGACCUGGAUUCCUCGAUUGAAAACACGCAUGUAAAUAACAACCAUGUGCAUCCACAGUUCCUUGACCUAAACCUGACAGAAGAGGACCUAUUACCUUCAGGGACAUUCAUCACGUCUGGAUCUGCCACUCAGGGCCAAGGCCUCACGGACUUCCUCAGCCAGAAAGGCCAGAAAAAAACAGAGGACCAUCAUAAUAGAUUGACACAGCAAAGCACAACAAGGAGUUCACCUAAACAUGGUGAUCUUAUCACAGGAUCCGAUGGCAAGAAGUAUCGAAUGUUGAGAGGAGCUCCGGGACCUUCUGGGAGUCGAGGGAAAAGAGGUUGUGCCGGGACCAGAGGAUACGUUGGAUUUAAGGGAGACAAGGGAUCUCGAGGAGAAAGAGGGCGAGAAGGUCCAAGGGGUAAUCCAGGACCUCCAGGACCGGCAGGAUUACCCUCACUCUACCUAUGGCGCAACACUCAGGAGGAAUGGGCUGCAUUCAUGAGAACUUCAUAUUACCAUUUGCUAAUGGCAGGAUGGCCUAGAGAGACCGGGCCUCCUGGACCAAUGGGGGAAAUGGGAAGUCCAGGACCACCUGGGAUGCCAGGAGAUCCAGGAGAGAUGGGACCUCCAGGUCGACAAGGUGACAUGGGCGACUCGGGGCCGAAGGGUGUGCGUGGCCGAGCAGGGACUUCAGGAAGAGACGGAGAUAAUGGGCUAGAUGGGGAACCAGGUUCUCCAGGAACACCUGGUCUGCAGGGUCUUCGGGGGUAUAAAGGAGAAUCAGCUCCCCCUGGAGACAAAGGAGAGCCGGGUUUCCCAGGAGCUCCAGGGCCCAGGGGGGAUAGAGGAGAGACUGGAUUAAAGGGUUCAAAGGGAGAAGUUGGGUCGACAGGCUCUGUUGGUCCUCCAGGCCCUAUCGGUGUCAGAGGAGUUGAAGGGCUUUGUGGACCACCUGGACCACCGGGGGAUCCCGGGCAUGAUGGAAAACGUGGUCCUCCAGGAUCAAUGGGAGCUCCGGGGGCUACAGGGAUGGUGGGGGCACAAGGAGUUAAUGGCUCUGAAGGAGAUUUUGGACCUACAGGACCAGUGGGUAGAAAAGGCCCCCAGGGUCCUGCUGGUACGGAAGGAAUCAGAGGCCUCCCUGGUCUGCCAGGUCCACAGGGACCACCAGGGAAUGAUGGACCUCGCGGACUUAAAGGUCACAUUGGACAGGAAGGUAAGGUGGGAAACAGAGGACUACAUGGAAUUGAAGGGCCAAUGGGCAAAAUUGGAGAUCCAGGUCCAAAAGGAUUUCUAGGCAACACAGGCAGCAGAGGUCCGGAUGGAGAGAGAGGUGAUCCUGGACCAAAAGGAGAAAGAGGUGCACCUGGAGAACCAGGCAUUAUGGGUCCUCAGGGGGAGAGAGGUCAAUCAGGCCUUACUGGCUUACCUGGGGUCAAAGGUCAACCAGGGUCUCCAGGUAGCCAGGGUGAAGAUGGUGAAGUGGGUCUCCAGGGAAUGAUCGGAAAGGAAGGCCCAAAGGGGAGUAGGGGUGAAUUUGGACACAGUGGAAGAACAGGGACCAGAGGACAGCGGGGACGAGCAGGCCAACACGGGCCACCCGGUGGGUCUGGACAUCCGGGUCUCAAAGGCCCACCAGGUACUGAGGGAGCAGACGGAAAGCCUGGUACACAGGGUGUUCCUGGUUCAGUUGGAAGCCUGGGAGAUAAAGGAGCUAACGGUUUCCGUGGAUUAGCGGGAGAACCUGGAAAAAGUGGAGCCACUGGUUCACCGGGCUCACCUGGUCGGCCUGGUCAAGAUGGCAGCCCAGGAGCCCCAGGAGAGAGGGGUUUAUCAGGGAAGCCAGGAGCUGACGGUCCACAGGGGCAUGUGGGACUGUAUGGUUAUCCAGGGUCAAGAGGCCUACAGGGAAGGCCUGGCCAUAUGGGAGAACUGGGUGAGCCUGGUGUAAGAGGAACUAUUGGGAAACCAGGACAGAGGGGACCUCCUGGUCCUCCUGGUACACCUGGAGAGAGGGGCCCACCUGGACCUCAGGGCCGCCAAGGUGAGAUAGGACCAGCUGGUAUAGAAGGACCACCUGGUUCAGCAGGCCCACCAGGCUCUGUGGGCACACCAGGGAAACCUGGUCCUCCUGGCAGUCUGGGACCUCAAGGGCCAAGUGGAAAAAUGGGGCCUGUUGGAUUGCCAGGAGCACCAGGAGCUGCUGGGAGAGUCGGAAUAUCAGGAGAGAAAGGACAGCAGGGAGCUCCAGGACCUCCAGGUGACCCUGGAUCUACUGGUCUGUCCGGACAGCAGGGAUUUCCUGGGCCUCGGGGGUUAGAAGGGGCACCAGGAAGAAAGGGGGAACAUGGCUCAGCCGGGCUGGUCGGGAAGCCUGGACCACUGGGCGUUCAAGGACAGCCAGGGCAACAAGGCCCUCGAGGGACGCAGGGAGAGAGAGGACCAAGUGGAAAAGAGGGGUUUGCAGGACUUGUGGGCAGCAUUGGAGAUCCAGGCCCUAAAGGACAAAAGGGAGACCCUGGGCUGCGGGGGGUCCUGGGGGAUGCUGGGCCUCCAGGAUUCUUUGGGGUCCAAGGAGAAAGAGGGCGAAAGGGUGAUAAAGGCUAUGCUGGAUUUCUUGGACAGAGUGGACUGAUGGGGAAAACUGGACCAGCAGGACUGUUGGGAUUAGAGGGUCUGAUGGGAUUCAGAGGACCUCCAGGUCAAGAUGGACAACCAGGGCCAAAGGGUGAUCCUGGGAUUAGUGGGGUGACAGGAGCUCUGGGAGAAGAUGGCAAGCAGGGGGUAACCGGACAAAGAGGACUAAAGGGGGAGAUAGGAAAACCUGGACCACAGGGAGCUCCUGGUCCCAGAGGCUCUGAAGGCUUGACAGGUCCUAAAGGAUUACCAGGAAUUGAAGGUUCAAAAAGUGACCCAGGCAGGCCAGGACCUCCAGGAGAAGCGGGGCCAGAUGGCUUUCCUGGUAUCAGAGGGCCUCCUGGACUUCCAGGAUUAGAGGGGCUUCAAGGGAAGAAGGGAGCUCAGGGGUCUGUUGGGCCUCCAGGACCUCAGGGUCCAAAGGGCAGACCUGGUCUUGAUGGAAGGGAUGGACAGAAAGGUCAGAAGGGGAAGGAUGGCCGAGAUGGACAGCCUGGACGUAUGGGGAACCCUGGACGGCCGAGAAAAAGAGGGAAAGCCGGACAGAAGGGGCCGAGGGGGACCAGAGGAGAGAAGGGACAGCCGGGGUCUGUGGGGUGGCGUGGACCACCAGGAAGACCAGGUCCAUAUGGUUUGCCUGGCAUAAAUGGAGAAAAAGGAGAAAAGGGUGAACAAGGACCACAGGGAGAAAAGGGGGAAAUGGGAGCACAUGGACCACCAGGGGGCGAUGGAGCAAAGGGACAGCUGGGAUUUGUUGGAGAAAUUGGCAAAGGCGGUCCGAAAGGAGAGCAGGGUGAUAUCGGACCACCAGGGCGAAGAGGGGACCCGGGACUACCCGGCAUGCCUGGCCUGUUUGGAGAAAAGGGAUUAAAGGGGUUUCCUGGUCUUCCUGGACGUGUAGGAAAAACAGGGUUACCUGGACCACCUGGUCCUCCGGGACCCCCAGGAUUAUCUCUUAACCUCACAAUGGCUCAGCUAAAGGACCUUAUGUACCAAUCAGACAGGCCUAACUACCCCCUCAUCAGAACUCUACUGAACUCUUUACAGCAAGACCUGCGGCUCUUCAUAGAUCCACCUGAUGGCACUAAAGAGCGUCCGGCGACCACCUGCUUGGAGUUGAUGAUAUGUCACCCGAACUACACCAAUGGAAUGUAUUAUAUCGAUCCAAAUCAAGGCAAUCCUGCCGAUGCGCUUCUCGUCUACUGCAGCUUCAAUUUAGGAGGUCAGACGUGUCUUUCUCCACUCCGGUCACAGGUCCCGGUGAAAGCCUGGCUAAAAGACUCACAGGAGGAUUCUUUCACUUGGCUGAGUAGGACAGAGCAAGGCUUUCAGUUUGAGUAUACAGAAACCAGUGUGGUGCAGAUGAGGUUCCUGCGGCUAAACAGCAAGCAGGUCACACAGAAUAUUACUUUCUCCUGCGGGCAAGGAAGCAGGCAGGGUUCAGGCGAGCGAGAAAUCAAAUUUCUUGCAGAUUCUCAGAGACAGAGUUUCUUGGGAACGUUACGAGAUUGCGUGUCAAUGGAGGAGCUGGAUACAAGACCUCAAGAGUCGGUGUUCCAGUUUGAAACCGAAGACCUGGAGCUGUUGCCGAUCCGAGACUUGGCAUUGUUUGGCCACAGUGACCAUGCAGAAGACUUUGGAUUUACUAUAGGACCUGUGUGUUUCAGCUAGGAACUUCCAGAAGACACAAAAACACACACACACACACACACACACACACACACACACACACACACACACACACACACACACACACACACACACACAUUCCCUACAGACUGCUGACUGCUGAGCUGGUGUUAAUUGGUUCCUUAUUAAACACAGCCGCAUUUGCAGACAAUAGUAGAGAAGCAUUUCUUCAAGACCUAGCCAUAAUGGACGCCGUUGUUGUUGUUUUCUCAGCAAAAAAGAAAGACGAACCAGCGGACACUUUCCACUUUCUUUUACCUUCUAGUUUACCAGGGUUGCCCAGUGGCAAUGAUACUUUGCUGCACACAUUGUUGAAAUGAACGUUAUGUUUUUGUUGUAUGGUGUUUACAAUGCUCUUUGUCUGAAAUCAGUGCUUCUUAUUUAUGUCAAGUUCAUGUUCUAGUACAUGCCAUCGUCCAGGUCUCUUGUAAAGCUGUUGAUACUGUACAAUCACCUGGUUUGCUCGAAGAUGCACUCUCAUUUCAGGUUCACACAACUUAUGACCAAACGCACUGUGAUCUUAGCUGAAGUUUCAGACGUAGGAUGGAAGGGUGACAUCCAAAUGAAUCAAAUAUAUGACACGAAUUCUUUCGCAUUGCGUAUUGUGUCGUAGCAAACGAAUAAAGGGGAUGAACCUGUUGGGUUUACAGUAUGAAUAGUAAAUAUUGCAGAGGUAAACGUAUAAGCAGUCAUGUCAGAUCAUGUCAAAUUUCUUUUGGGUGCUGCUGUCUGAUGUGCUUUUUGUUCAGGUCCUUUUUUAAAAAAAUUUUUUUAUUAGAUAUGUACAAAGAUGUUUGAAGUUCAUAAUGUUCAAGAUAUGUUAAUUUAUAUGCUGGUCAUUGAAUUAAUGACAUUAUGACAAGAUAUUUACAUAUUCUACGCAAUGUAAUAAACAGUUCUUCUUUUGUCUGA